Molecule: messenger RNA, 1023 nt
Organism: Asparagus officinalis (garden asparagus)
Lineage: Eukaryota; Viridiplantae; Streptophyta; Magnoliopsida; Asparagales; Asparagaceae
Product: tropinone reductase homolog At5g06060-like
Exons: 5
Coding region: 113-901 (262 amino acids)
Molecular function (GO): oxidoreductase activity
Source: RefSeq, a predicted model, not a curated record
UCCUACUGUUUGUCUCAUCUGCUGUUUGUCUCGUGUAAGUGGAGAACAAGAUAAACGCUAUUGAGGAGAGUAAACUAAGUUCUAUGAAACAGGGGGAAGAAAAUUCGGAUCGAUGGAGGACAAGGCCAGCAUCAGAAACAAGCGCUGGUCUCUUCGAGGAACGACGGCUCUAGUCACUGGAGGAAGCAGAGGGAUUGGACAUGCCAUAGUUGAAGAGUUAGCCACGCUUGGGGCUACAGUGUAUACAUGUUCUCGAAAUGAAGCAGAGCUUAACAAAUGCCUACAAGAGUGGGACAUAUCAAAGCUUAGAGUUGUAGGGUCUGUUUGUGAUGUAUCUUCUCGAUCUGAACGUGAGAAACUGAUGGAGAAAGUCUCCAUGGAAUUCCACGGGAAACUCAACAUACUUAUUAAUAAUGCGGGAAUAUCAAUUUUGAAGAAAGCUGUUGAUUUUACUGCCGAAGAAUAUAUGACAAUCAUGGCUACAAACUUUGAAUCGGCUUUUCAUCUGUGUCAACUUGCCUACCCUCUUCUUAAGUCAUCAGGUGCUGGCAGUAUUGUAAACAUCUCCUCGAUUUGUGGGCAAAUAGCUGUGGAUGAUUUGACGCUUUAUUCAGCAACCAAAGGAGCAAUGAAUCAACUCACAAGAAAUUUGGCUUGCGAAUGGGCAAAAGACAACAUUCGAACGAAUUGCAUUGCACCUGGAGCAACUAGAACAAUCAUGACGCAGCCUGUGAUGGAUGGUAACAAACUUAAUGCAAAAUUAGCGGCACGCAUUCCAGCAGGGCGUAUUGGUGAACCAGAGGAAAUUGCAUCUGCAGUGGCGUUCCUUUGUAUGCCUGCUGCUUCUUAUGUUACUGGUCAGUUGAUUUGCGUCGAUGGGGGAUGGACAGUGCAUGGCUAGCAAAAUUAUCCAUCUGUCAAAAAUAGAACAUGCUAUAAAAUGUUGUUUUAUUUAUAAAUAACUCUCUUGUUAAAAAGUAAUCAUUCUGUCAGAUGCGCAUGCAGUGUGAAUUUUUAUCUUUA